GGGCUCCCUGCCUGACUCGCCUCCUCUUCCAGGGCUCCACACCUGGCAGGAGAUGUACGGCUGUGAGCUGAGGAGCGAUGGGAGCAAAGGAGGGUAUGACCAGUAUGGCUACGACGGGAAGGACUACAUCAGCCUGGACAAGGAGACCCUCACCUGGACGGCGGCCGAUGCCAAAGCCCAGAUCACCAAGCGGAAGUGGGAGAAAGACCUUGCCUUUGCUCAGGGAAUGAAGGCCUACCUGGAGAAGAUCUGCAUUGAGUGGCUGCAGAGAUACCUGGAGUAUGGCAAGGAGACCCUGCAGCAGAGGAGAGCGCAACCCACCCUGAGGGUGACACGCGGAGCGGCCCCCGAUGGCAGGGAGACCCUCCUCUGCCGGGCCGACGGCUUCUACCCCAAGGAGAUGGAGAUCGCCUGGACGAGGGACGGGGAGGUCUGGACCCAGGACACCUUCCGUGGCCUCGUGACCCCCAACGCAGAUGGGACCUACCACACGUGGAUCAGCGCCAAGAUCGACCCCCAGGAGCGGGACCGCUACCGGUGCAGUGUAGGGCACGACAGCCUGCCGGAUCUGGUGGAGGUGGCCUGGGAGGAGCCCGAAGCUUCAGUGCCCCCCCUGGGGCUCGUUGUGGGGCUCGUUGUGGGGGGGCUCGUCCUCCUGGCGGCCCUGAUCGGAGGCAUCUUCCUGUACAGGAAGCGUCAAGCUGGCUACAAGGCGGCAUCCACGAGCGACCGGAGCUCUGACAGCUCAGCAAGGGGGAGCAACCCGGCCAUCUAGCGGCCCCAGAGCAGAAUCUCUCGUCUUCUCUGCAGCUGACCCUGGCAGCGAGUCGCCUUCCCGUGCCAGGAGGCAGAGGAAGGAAUUUACAUCUACUGACUUCUGUCCUGCCCUUUUGGGAAGUCAGCAUUCUGUUGAUAGGCUUGGCUUCAUUUGACUUGCUUUCUGAUCUGGCUGAUGCCCUAAUGCAUUUUAAAAAUCUGACCUGAUUAAUCUCAGGAUUUAGGAGCUUCGCUUUCAUGUGUUGCAUCGUCAUGGUGGAAGGUGGAGGGCACCGUCUUGGAUGAGGGCUUCUGCUUUGCCGAGCCAGCGAGCCAAAAGUCAGGCGCAGCUGCCCCCUUCCAGCUGCUUCCAGGAAAAACAGUGCUGUUAAUCAGCACCUGUCUUUAAUCAAAAGUUUAUAAUUGGCAAAUCUAAAUGACGACGCAACUAAACAGUAUAGCCUUACAAAUUCAGGAUUAUGCCUCCAUGUCUAAAGCUGUAAUAGGAUUUCUAAAAAGCUGCUUGUGUGAGUUCAUAUUUACAAAUAAGAUCUAAUGUUAUUAUCCAAGGAUGAAAAUUUGUGUGUGAUUAGACAUUUGACAGGUUGGGGAAUGAGGGAUUGGGGUUUGAGGAAUAUUUUUCUAACAUUAACAUGCAUAGAUUAACAUGCACCUUCAGCCUCUUUCUAAGUAUAUAGUUUGUUGAUGUGUUUUGCACUUAGUUGAUCGCAAAUGAAUGUAAACUUUUUUUUCAGAAUGAUGUAAUUGGCUAGAAUAAAAAGAUUUGUUUACCCCCUC
This is a messenger RNA of Varanus komodoensis (Komodo dragon), 1554 nucleotides long. RefSeq names its product patr class I histocompatibility antigen, B-2 alpha chain-like. Gene Ontology annotation, cellular component: external side of plasma membrane. The record is from RefSeq and is a predicted model, not a curated record. Bases 53 to 775 code for a protein of 240 amino acids. Lineage: Eukaryota; Metazoa; Chordata; Lepidosauria; Squamata; Varanidae. The transcript has 7 exons. Gene Ontology annotation, biological process: immune response.